GGCAUCAUAUACCGUGAUUUAAAGUUGGACAACGUUCUGCUUGACAAGGAUGGACACAUUAAGAUUGCUGACUUUGGCAUGUGUAAGCAGAACAUAGCAGGAGACAGCAAGGCAACUACAUUCUGUGGUACUCCUGAUUACAUUGCACCGGAGAUUCUUCGUGGUCAAAAAUAUGGCUCGUCGGUGGAUUGGUGGUCAUUCGGGGUUCUGUUAUAUGAGAUGUUGAUUGGGCAGUCUCCAUUCCAUGGUGAUGAUGAGGACCAGUUGUUUGACUCAAUUUUGCAUGAUGCACCAUACUAUCCCAAGUGGCUGGGUGAUGAUGCUCUCAAAUGUAUUAGUAAGGUAAGUUAACUCAAUUUGUUUUCC
Molecule: messenger RNA, 366 nt
Organism: Anneissia japonica
Lineage: Eukaryota; Metazoa; Echinodermata; Crinoidea; Comatulida; Comatulidae
Product: protein kinase C delta type-like
Exons: 2
Coding region: 79-351 (90 amino acids)
Biological process (GO): protein phosphorylation
Molecular function (GO): ATP binding; protein kinase activity
Source: RefSeq, a predicted model, not a curated record